Messenger RNA from Callorhinchus milii (elephant shark), 1669 nucleotides. RefSeq names its product pituitary homeobox 3-like. Gene Ontology annotation, cellular component: nucleus. The transcript is spliced from 3 exons. Gene Ontology annotation, molecular function: RNA polymerase II cis-regulatory region sequence-specific DNA binding; DNA-binding transcription factor activity, RNA polymerase II-specific. Gene Ontology annotation, biological process: regulation of transcription by RNA polymerase II; anatomical structure morphogenesis. Bases 193 to 1020 code for a protein of 275 amino acids. Lineage: Eukaryota; Metazoa; Chordata; Chondrichthyes; Chimaeriformes; Callorhinchidae. The record is from RefSeq and is a predicted model, not a curated record.
UUGGGAUUAGCGAGGGGGAUUUAGUGAGUGAGAGCCUCUGUGCUUUUGGGAAGGGAAGGGAAGGGAAGGGAGGAGGAAAGGUAAAGUAAAGGGGUGUCUUGCCUGGACGUUGAUCGUUUCUGAAUGGCCAAUCUCUCGGAGACGUCUUGCGGCUGCUGAUCGAUACCGAAAGCUCUCCGGCGGUGCGCGAUAAUGGCGACGGAUUCGCUCAAGUGCUUGCCCAGAACGGAGGGGGCAAGUUCGUUGGCGAUCAGGCAAUUGGCAGGGACUCCAGACAGCGGGAGCGAAGAGGGGGACAGUGAGAGGCUGAGGACAGGCAAGUCGGAUGACUCGGGCUCUGAGGAAGCUUCGGCCAAGAAGAAACAACGCCGUCAGAGGACCCACUUCACCAGCCAACAGCUCCAGGAAUUGGAGGCCACCUUCCAGCGCAACCGCUACCCCGACAUGUCCACCCGCGAGGAGAUCGCUGUGUGGACCAGUCUGAGCGAGGCGAGGAUCAGGGUGUGGUUUAAGAACCGCAGAGCCAAGUGGAGAAAGCGAGAGCGCCACCAACAAGCCGAGUUCUGCAAGUCUGGCUUCGGGGCUCAGUUAAGUGGCUUGGUGCCGCCUUAUGAGGACAUGUACUCAGGCUAUCCCUAUAACAAUUGGGCGGCCAAAGGGCUGACGGCCAGCCCCAUCUCCAAGGGCUUUUCCUUCUUCAACUCAGUGAAUGUCACCUCGGUGUCCUCUCAAGCCAUGUUCCCACCUCCCAACUCCAUGACUAUGGUCCCCACUUCUCUACCCGGCUCUGGGUUGAAUAACUUGGGAGGAGCUUCACUCAACCCAACCAUGGCCUCUGGCUCGCCCUGCUCUUAUGGGGCAACUUCAAGCCCCUAUGUCUACCGAGAUGGUUGCAACUCAAGCCUGGCCAGUCUGAGACUCCGAGCAAAGCAUCAUUCUUCCACUUUUAGCUACGGGGCCAUGCAGAACACAGCCCCCAACCUCAGCCCUUGUCAGUAUGCUGUGGAUCGACCUGUGUAAAAUCAUCUGGUUACAAUAGUGUGUGUGUGAGAGAGAGAGAAAGAGAGAGUAUGUGAACAUGCUCUUAAGCAGUGAAUUGGGUGAAAUCGACAUGUGUCAAUUUCACUGGAGUCGAGUUUAGUCUAUUUCACUUCCCUCUUUUCUCCCACCUCCAAAAAAAAUACUAGUUAUCUCUGAAUUUGGGGUGAUUUGUUCACAAGUUAGCCAGCAAAACAUUCCCCUGACUAAACCAGAGCAUUGUAAAACACAGAUCCCGCAAGUUUAUACACAGUUAAUUGUCACCACAAAACAUACGAGGGGAGAAAACGUCAGUUUCACUCUUAAUGAGGACUUUUUCUUUUACAAAAAAUACAUAUAUACAUUAAAAAUCGUUCGCUCAAUGGAUCGAACAGUUUAAGAGGAAAAUACAGGCUAAAUCGUUUGAGAAUUUGGGUGGAAUUAACUAACUUGAGGUGUUGUGUGGAGAGAAAGCCCAAAAAAAAACAAUUUGAGAAAAAGAAAUCAAAAUUAUUGGUUUGAAAGGAUAAGAAUAUUUGUAUAUAGGUGAAUAAUUCGGUGCUCUGGCUCGGAUUAAAAUAUUUGGGAGGGUGUUUUGAGAUUUGCUCAAGAUAUUUUUGUGUGUGAUGGGUGUGAGUGGUGGGGGGGGGUG